AUGUCGACGUCGACCAGACUCAUGGACGUCGCGUUCAAGGCGGUCACCGGCGCGCUCGUCGGCACCACGGUCGUCGCCGGGACGUGGUUCACCGUCACCGGCGUCUCCGCGGCGAUGCACUACGACAACCUCGCGAGGGAGGCGGCCGCGAGGAAGCUGGCGCAGGAGGAGGCCGCGCGCGCGGAGGCGGAGAGGCGGGCGAAGCGAAGGAGGUGGUGGUGA
This is a messenger RNA of Micromonas pusilla CCMP1545, 222 nucleotides long. RefSeq lists its product as uncharacterized. The coding region runs from base 1 to 222 and encodes 73 amino acids. The record is from RefSeq and is a predicted model, not a curated record. The transcript has a single exon. NCBI's taxonomy places the organism in Eukaryota, Viridiplantae, Chlorophyta, Mamiellophyceae, Mamiellales, Mamiellaceae.